Molecule: messenger RNA, 480 nt
Organism: Carica papaya (papaya)
Lineage: Eukaryota; Viridiplantae; Streptophyta; Magnoliopsida; Brassicales; Caricaceae
Source: RefSeq, a predicted model, not a curated record
AUGGCGGCUUUAGCUAAGACAAUGACCUUGUUGCUAGUCGCCAUGGCUCUACAUGGAGUCUUUCUUGGUGCCGUCUAUAAUGUUGGUGACUCUGCUGGCUGGACCAUUGGCCAUGUCGAUUAUCAAACUUGGGUUUCCAGCAAAAACUUUAUUGUUGGCGAUUCUCUUGUAUUUGAUUACAACAAUAAAUUUCACAACGUGAAGCAAGUGAGCGAGCAAGAUUUUGAGACAUGCAACGCAACAUCUCCAAUCGCUACUCACACGACGGGAUCCGACACCGUUACGCUAAAAAAACUUGGCAACUAUUACUUCUUGUGUGGUUUUCAAGGUCAUUGUGAAGCUGGCCAGAGGAUUCAACUCGUCGUUGGACAGCCACCAAGGCGUCCGAUGCCUCCUACUCAACUUAUUUCUGAUGCUUCUGCAUCUUCUGAAUUCACUACCUUUUCUUUUGCUAUUGCUUUCACCGCACUUUUUUGCUAG